Molecule: messenger RNA, 2918 nt
Organism: Pimephales promelas (fathead minnow)
Lineage: Eukaryota; Metazoa; Chordata; Actinopteri; Cypriniformes; Leuciscidae
Gene: bcat2
Product: branched chain amino acid transaminase 2
Biological process (GO): L-valine biosynthetic process; L-leucine biosynthetic process
Cellular component (GO): mitochondrion
Molecular function (GO): branched-chain-amino-acid:2-oxoglutarate transaminase activity
Source: RefSeq, a predicted model, not a curated record
GGAAUUGUUUUGUUUGUAAUAUUAAUGUAUUUUUAAAUUCAUAUAAAGAUGUAAUGAUAUAAUCAAAUCAUAUUUAAUCAAGUUUAUCGAAUGAGUGGUCAGAAAUAUAAAAGUGUUACUCAUUUAGAAAGUUUCUUGAAUCUGCCUUUUGCAGGCUUAUCCUAGUGGCAUAACAAAUAACAGCAUUAAGAUAUUUAGAACAAGAAUUUUGAUGCGAAUAUCACACUGACUUGUGUGGAAAAGGAUGAGAAUAAGCUUGACUGUUUUAAAACCCGAGAACAUUUCCGUUGUUCUUCAGGGCUUCAAUCCGGAACGCAGAGAUCAGUCAAUCUGGGGCAGUUGCUCCCACUCGGACUAGUUUACCAUUCAUCUUUCAGCAGCAAUGGCAGCGCUCAGGACGGCACUAAAUGGACGCUUUCUUCAUCCUCUCUCCCUGUCAUGUGGAUCGUUGCGGUUCGUCAGUUCCUCCUUCAAGAGCUUGACUGGCAUGAUGAAUCCAGAUUCAUUUUUCAAAUGCAUGUGCAAUCAAUGAUAAUGAAUAAACACCUGUCCACAUGCCUGCUGUACUCCCCCGCCCCUCUCUGUCUUUUCGUUUUCUCUUCCUCUUUUUCUCUCCAUGUUUGUUUGUGUCAGGCUGCAGAUCUUACUAUAGAGAGGAACCCUGUACUGAAGCCAAAGCCGGACCCUUCAAGCCUUGUGUUUGGUAAGCAGUUUUCAGACCACAUGCUGACCAUCAAUUGGUCUGCUGCAGGAGGAUGGGAGGCACCUCAGAUCAAGCCUUUCCAGAAUCUGUCCCUUCAUCCUGCUUCCUCAGCCCUGCAUUACUCCAUAGAGCUAUUUGAGGGCAUGAAGGCCUUCCGGGGAGUAGAUAACCAUAUCCGUCUCUUCAGACCGAUGUUGAAUAUGGAGCGAAUGUACCGGAGCACUGAAAGGAGCUGCCUACCUUUGUUUGAUAAGGCCGAACUGGUGAAGUGUAUCAAUAAGCUGGUUGAGAUCGACCAAGAAUGGGUUCCUUACUCCACAGAUGCCAGUCUGUACAUCAGACCUACGUUUAUAGGAACUGAACCUUCUUUAGGUGUGUCUCGAGCUGGUCAUGCUUUGCUCUUUGUCAUUAUUGGACCCGUUGGACCUUAUUUUGCAACUGGAGCCUUUAGUCCGGUGUCUUUGCUGGCAGAUCCUCGAUACGUUCGGGCCUGGAGGGGCGGCGUUGGAGAAUACAAGAUGGGAGGUAACUACGGACCGACAAUCGCCGUUCAGAGCGAGGCGGCCAGUCAGGGUUGCCAGCAGGUCCUCUGGCUGUACGGAGACAAUGAGGAGAUCACUGAGGUCGGAACCAUGAAUCUCUUCAUCUACUGGACCACAGAGAAAGGAGAGAAAGAGCUCGUCACCCCUCCACUUGAUGGCGUCAUUCUUCCAGGAGUCACCAGGCAGUCGCUGCUGGACCUCGCAAGAGAAUGGGGGGACUUCAAAGUGACAGAGCGCCAAGUAUUAAUGCAGGAUCUGAUAAGCGCUUUAGAUGAAGGACGGGUUCUGGAGGUGUUCGGUUCUGGUACUGCGUGUGUGGUGUGUCCAGUCGGCAGUCUGCUCUACAGAGGAAAGACCUACCAAAUUCCUACAAUGAAGAACGGUCCAGACCUUGCCAAGAGAUUCCAUAAGGAGCUCACUGACAUCCAGUAUGGGCGCGCUCAGAAUGAUUGGGCACCACUGGUCGUCUAACUGAUCUCAUGCAGGUUUCGUGUCUAAAACCUCUCAUCUCACGUGUUUGUGUGGACUAGAUUGACAUGGGUGUUAUUCUACAGUAGCAACAAACUUUCUAAAUGGAAAACCACCUAUUAAAUAUUUAGUCUUUCCAAAUGACUUUACAUCCUGCUUGCACUAGAAAUCGUCCUGUAAUCUUUCAAGCACAAUCGUCAUAAGCCAUAUACAAGUAGCUAUGUACAAAGGCACAAGCAAAUAUGUUCUCCUUGAUGUAGUUGCUGGUCCUGUCUUUAAAGGUUGUCUUUUGUUUUUCCAAUCAGUAAUGCGUUCACCAUUUCCUAAAAUAAACGUAACUAUCAUCAUUUUAUAUUGAGGGGUAAGAAAUCAGACAUUUGAGAAGGAUCAGACUUCAGCACAUAUUGAUGUUAAUGUAAAUGUUAAUUCGCUGAGGCUGCUUGUUUAUUUUGUGUAAUGUAAGAGAACACACUGUCAUGCUUUUCUUACUAUCAAGGGGACAUUUGGGGGAAUUUAUUCAUAUUGCUUCCAUUUAAACCCGUUUUCUUUUAAAAUACACUAAAUUGGUCUUAUGUCCAAAAUGUAAAGAAACUGUAAAUGAUUGUAUAUGUUUAUCUAGAGGAGGAUGCUACUUUAAGGACAAUAUAUUAUCACCAGAUUUAGACGAUUUAAAACCGUGAGCUGAGCUUAUGCACGCACAAAGGGCUUCAGGACAGCCCAGACAUAGCAGCUCUAGAGACCACUAGAAAAAAAGUUGAUGUGAUAAUAAUAGGUGAUCAUCAUUAGGCUGUGUGUGUUGACUAUAUGUUAUCUGGAACAGCAGUGUGACCUUUACAUGUGUGUGAAAUAUGUAAUGUUUGCUGAACAUGUAGAAGUGAUUGGUUUUAACUUAUUUCUGGUGUCAUUUUAAUGGUUAAGGCUAGAAGACAUAGGCUGUCUUUUUUAUUCUUUGGGAACAGAACACCCUCUUAUUUCAUUUUUUGUCUUCAUUUUAAACUUGUAUUUUAAUCCGUGCACUCCACAUCUCUCUUCUAAGUGCCUGAUGGAGUUGCCUGUUACUUCAUCUGUUGAGUUAUCUUUCACAUUUAUCAUUACUGUGCUGAGGGGGUUGCUGUUGUGUUUGUUUUGGUGGUUUUCAGGGGAGAUGUCUUUACUUUUCCUGUUACUGUAUUUUUACAAAUAAACUCAAUUUGCGUCCAAAUCUA